Molecule: messenger RNA, 2461 nt
Organism: Macrosteles quadrilineatus (aster leafhopper)
Lineage: Eukaryota; Metazoa; Arthropoda; Insecta; Hemiptera; Cicadellidae
Product: golgin subfamily A member 7-like
Exons: 5
Coding region: 136-597 (153 amino acids)
Biological process (GO): peptidyl-L-cysteine S-palmitoylation; protein targeting to membrane
Cellular component (GO): palmitoyltransferase complex
Source: RefSeq, a predicted model, not a curated record
UCAUUUUGUGGUUCUCUUAUUUAUUUUUGGCUAUACAUAAUAAUGUUAUGAUAAAGUAAAAAAUAAACAGUGACAUUUACUGUUGAUUAAGAUUUGUGUGUGUGUUUAUCCUGCUUUGCAUUCUAGGAAUAUCAGAUGAAACCUGGGAAAGCUAUGCCAAACCACACAACACCGUUGGAUGACGCUCCGAGGCAAGGUCAAACCCAGCUGUGCAUGAAAGUGUUUGUCCAACGGGAUUACAGUGACGGGACUACAGUCCGUUUUCAAACGCAUUUCCCCUCUGAACUGGAAGGAAAACUGGACCGAGCAGCGUUUGAGUACACAGUCUCACAGCUGAACACCUACUUCGCUGAGGCUGAGAAGGGUUCUUGCAGCACUUACUGUGAAGGCUGCCUAGCCUGCCUCACAGCCUACCUAGUCUACAUAUGUUCCGAAACACACUAUGAGAAGUGUUUACGGAAAGUAGCCAAGUUUGUGAUGGAACAAAAUGAGAGAGUGUACAUGCCAAGAGGACUUCUACUGACAAGUCCGGUGGAGCGAGGGUUGCGAGUUAUAGAGAUAUCAAUUCUGGAUCAGCCGAUGGUCGCUCGAACAUGACUCAGUCUCUCCGAGUCUACAGAGGAGUUUUUUAUGUGACUUAUCUACCUUGUGUUUGGCAAACACACUGGAGUCUUCCCCGCAACAUCGUCCAGCUACCAGAUUCUCACCCUUGGCAACCUGAAGUAGAAAAGAAUUAACAUAUGUUAGUUUCCUGUGUCAAUCUACAAUCGUUUCAGUGUGAAAGUUUGAUUUACCUUCAAUUUUGUUAUAUUUGAUUCAUAGGAAUCCUGAAAGAUUUUUUAAAAGUUUGUUUAUAUGGUUUUAGAAAAGAUUGAUGUAUUUGAUUGGCUUGUGAAUCGAAAAUAUUGGUACUGUACAUAUAGUUUGAACUCAACUAUAUGUACAUUCCUUAACUCAUUUGCUAGAACCUGAAAGCCCUUCAUGGUAGUCAGUUUAAACUCUAAGGUAUUUUCAAGCAGGUAAACUGUAGGAAAUUGGGUAUUUUGGUUGAUGUGUUUUUAGGGAUACAAAACUCCAUUCAAAACCUUUUUUUUAUUUGUUUGCAAGAAGAGUGUAAACUCGAGUGUUUCAAACUUCAAAUUAAGUAGGCCCUUUACCUUUAAUUUUAAUAUGGUGGAACUAUCAAUGGUUCAUCAGAUGAUUGAUUGGAAUCAACGGAUCAUUUCUAGGUUCUACAUUACAAGUAUAGUGAAUGUGUCGAUUGAAUCAGUGCUAUUCAAUUUGUACGAUCCAGAUAUUGAUCAAACUUAACUUUAUCAUAACAAUAAUAAAUAAACUAAAAAUUCAAAAAUGGACUAUUAGUUAAGUUUUUAUUUUCAAUUUGAAUAUUUUUUUUGUGUUCAAAACUUCAAAGAUUAAAAAGUAUAAAUUAAAAUCUAAAUCCACAGACUGAACUCUGUUAAUUAUCGGCUGGAAUUUGGUGAAGUAAUGCCCUCUGUAAACUCGAUUGUUGAAUGUUCCUUGUUGAAUUUUGUUUCAUUACAUGGUUGAAAUAAUUUAUCGUUAUUUGUAACUAAAAUAAUUUUAAACUUUUUUUGUAGAUAGUUUUUUGUAGUGGUGUAAUUAUUUUUAAAUAUUGUAUGACACACUUUUUUGCAGGUCGUAUUUAGUUAAGUUUUCUCGCUCCUUAAAAGUGUGACAGGCUUGUUUAAAAGACCAAAAUUGUAUAUAUUGUUUUAUUGUUUGGGAUAGUCUAAAAAAGUGUAUUAUAUACUAUUUCGAUUUGAUAUUUUGUUAUUAAAACUUAAAGGGAAGCUCAUUAAAAGUUUUUUAGUGUGUUUACAAUUACUCUUGUACUGUAAAAUAACUACAGUCGGGACCACGUAAGUUUGCUUUUGGCGGCAGCCAAUUACAAGAUAAGGCUAGUGCGACGUUGCCACAUCGCCCGUUGACAACACUAAUUAAAAUACACUAAGUAAUAUAUUCAAAUCAGCUGGUAUUAUUAGAUUUGGCAACACCGCACGGUUCUCAUUGGUUCAUUCAAAACCAUAUGGUAAAUAGGCUCCUCCCUCAACUGCAAACUUACGUGGUCCCGACUCUAGGCUUCUUUUUGUUCAUAAUUUUAUCAACUGCAAAAAGUAGUAAAGUUUUUCUAAUCAGCUGACUUAAUUUCUUUUUACUUUCAGCUGAAAUUUCUUACAUAAUAAACUGGCAGGACCGCUAUUUUAUCUGAUAGUUUUUCUCUCUCUUUUGCUCCAGAAAAUUAUGGAAAAUGAUGUAUCAAAUUUAAAUUUUCUUUUUAUAAAAAUUCAUACCAUAAUGUUUUAUUACUUUGAUGCAAUUGAAUACUGUUUGAUAUUUAUUUCAGUACAGAUAGUUCAUAACAUAAUAAUAUUUUAAAACUGAGUUGUCACUUAAAAGUUAAAAUACUCUUAAAUUAUUUCUGUUUUAAAUCUGUGUA